UUGCGUCCAACUCGCAACAACAACUAUGGCUGCCUCCUGCUCGUUGGUGUGUUGCGAAGAGGAGAGUGAUUCCGACAAAGCUGUUAUUGAUAUCGACACGGUCCUCGUUAUGUUUCGCCUUCUCACAGUCCGCUUUUCCAACGGCAACGUCAAAAAUGCCGACAAACUGGAUUUCACGAUGUACAAGAACGCAGACGAGAGUAACCCCAGGAAAAAGAGCAGGCGGAUAAUGGCUGUGGAAUCAGGCAGAAUGUCCUACGUUGGAAAUAACUUCGGAUCCGGGUCUUUGAAAUGCAACAACCUUUGCAAAUAUUAUGUGGGAGUGCUAAACAGGGAGACCAUGCAAAUGGAGGUGCACGAGGCUCAGCUGUUCAACAUACAGCCUGUCCUACCAGGAGAGGCUAUGGAGGAACCGAAAGCCCAGGACACGACCCAGACCUACAGAGACAAGGUGGAUUCUUUGAUUGAGGCAUUCGGCACCAACAAACAGAAGAGAGCUCUGAGCUCCCGCAGGCUGAAUCAGGUGGGCGGUGAUACCCUGCAUCAAGCGGUGACCAAGGCUGCCAACACCGUGAUCAACCAGAAGGGUCUGGAAGCUCUCCAACAGGAAGUUGCUGAAACAGAGGCCCAGGGAGACCUGUCUCUCCACCUGCCCCCCUGCAAUGCAACCGCUGACAGACCUGAGAACGUCUACUUAUUUGACGACCUCCUGAGUCCAGUGGAGUUUGGGGCUUUGGAGCAGGCUGGCUCCAAGAUGGCGGCACUCACCUCUGAGGACAUGCAGAAGAUGCGAGACGACGGAGGGUCCUUGUGUGUGGCGAAGCACCUGGAGAACCUGCCGACCGUGGGUGAAGCCAGAGACAGAGGGUCACGCCUCGCCUUUUACCUGUCGAUGCUCCUCAAGCUGGCGCGACAGAAGAACGUCUACUACAAGUUUGGGCAGGAGGAAGGCUGCCCUCGCAUCGUUCAGACCAAACUGCUCAAAACGUUCACCGUGGAGACUUUCAACAACGGCAGGGUCCAUAACAUAGUGUCGUCAUCGAUGCGUGCCAAAUUAGCGGCGUACUCCCUGGCCCUGCUGCUGCACAUGACUCACAUGACCGGCGACCUCACGUUACUGCACCGCGACCUGGGAAUCACGGAGGCCAGGAUGACUGAAGUAGCAAAGUCGAUGGGACUGACUCUAAGUAAACCGCCCCGGGGGAAGGCCGACAAGGCUGAGCCGCGAGACACAAACCGCCAGGCCUCUCUGGUUCUGCCUCUGGUCAAAUACGAUCCGUUCAUUGAGAGGCGGAAACGUAAGAAGAUGCACUGAGGGUCACGAUAAGAACCGAGUAGGGAAGGAGGACUGUACCAAUUGGAAAUGCCACAAACAAGAAGUGUUUAUUAAUGCGUUUUGUAGACAAAUAAAGUGGUGAACUUUGAGUUGUACAUGAUAUCGCUACUUAUUGCUUACUGUGCAAGAUACAAAAAAGCGGACACAUUAGGGAUGACGGAGAACAUCCGGCGUCGACGGUAAAAACAGAGGCACAUUUGACAAAAGCACAUAUUGCACACCUAAUAUCCAUUUCCCUCUAUAACUGGCUAUCACCAGAUGAGUGUGUGUGGUUGCACAAAACGCAGACUCACCAGGGUAUGGAUCUGUGCAAGCAGAAGUGUGGCCUUUUUUUUUUUUUUUUUUUUCCCCCCACACUAUGAACACUCCCUCCCUCAGCUACAAUCAUUGAAUAAAAUAAACAAAAAUCCAACAAGGCACAGCUUUGUUUUGUAGCGUGGUUGGAGCUGACAUCUCUGAAGCCCGAGACUCCUCGGAUUUAAAAAAAUGUGCUCUUCCCAACCAGCGAGUCUCGGAAGCAAACGUGACGGAACCAACGAAGUCUACAGCAGGUCUGCACAUGAAUAUGUGAACGUAAAAACCACACGAUUAAGUUAAAGCUUCAGUAUGGAAAAGAUGUAGGGUGACGACGAUGCUUUGAACUCCAGCUCCACUUCAUUAGCCAACAUUUUGUUGAGUGCACUGACCAUUUGAUCAUAAAGUUACGAAAGUCUGGUUUCAGAUUUACAAAAGGUUGUGGCACCCUAAAGUACUGGAAGGGGGAAGGCCCCUUUAGUGGUUAGACUGGGAGCAGUUAAUAGACCUCUAACAAGAGGGCAUCAUUUUGGAAGGUCUUCUCCGAGGAGGAAGGUCAGAGCGCUCCAAAUGUUCAGUGUAUAUACACACACACCAGUUCAGAAGUGAGAAGACGCUGACCUCUGUCAGUCCGAGUGGUUUCUGAGUGCUUGCCAGCGUUCACAGGAUGGAGCAGAACAUGCUGCCACUGUGGCAACUACUCUCCACAGUGGCACUGAUCCGGGUCGUCAUGGACAUUCCCAGUCUGGAGGGACACUGGGACGAGGACAGGCCAGACGGGGAGCUGGCCAACGGACGAGCUGGAGGGUUUUCCAGAACCCAGAGAGGAGCAGAUGUACUGCUACAUGGAGCAAAGAGGUAAAGUAAGAGGUAAAUACCAGGCAGAACAUUCAUACAAUAAUCAGGAGCAGUGCAGAUGUUAAUCCUGCAAAAAAUGAGGUUACUUGGGUUACUUUUGGGUAGCAGAAACACUGAGAUAUCACCUUUUUAAAAUGAUAUGGUGAGACUGGACAAAAAGGAACAUUGUGGAGCAUUUAGGGGGAUCAAUUGACAGCAAUGGAAUAUGAUAUAAGUGUGUUUUCUUCAGUGUAUAAUACCUGGAAAUUAGAAUCUUUAGUUUUUCUCUAGCUUAGAAUGAGCUACAUACGAGUGGUCAUCACAGAGUCGGCCGCCAUGUUUCUACAGUAGCCCGCAGCGGACAAACCCAACACUGGCUCCAGAAGGCACCAUUCACACAUGGCACACUGGAGCUGUUUUAGUUGGUUUCAAUCUGCCACCUCACCACUAGAUGUCACCAAAUCCUACACACUACACCUUUAAUAUUGUUCUGAAUUAACCAUUCAGACAAAGGCUGUGUAAAAUUUUUUUUAUUUUUUGUCUUUCCAAAAUUAUAUCACAUUGCUUGAUUUUAAGUCUAACCCUAAAUGUUUUUUGAAGGAGGAUCCCCAAACCUAAUAUCUUUUAUUCACUUUAGAAAUUCAUGAUUUAAUGAUUGCUGAUACUGACCAAAACACACGCAAACCUGGGACUAAGGGGACUACUGGUGCUUCCUGUGUCUGUCCGUCAUUGUUUUUGGCUGAAAACUGCUGUCUUCUGCAGCUCAGAAAAUGACCCUAUGAGAGCGGCGAGUGAAUCAAAGCUGCACUGCUGCACUGAGACUUGUUAUAAAGCUGAGGAGAGCUGCAGAUUCAGGUGACGAUUGUCAUCACUGUGAUCCACUAAGAUAAAAUGUUCUCCAGUCUGUGUGGACAGGAGAAGAAAAGGGGAGAUGAGAGAAGACCGUAAAGCCACGGAGGGUCUGAAUCUCUGGCUUUUUUUUUUUGUCAGUUGCCUAGUUACCUGUUAUUAUGCCUUAGAACACUGUUGUUGCGCAACACACAGCUCUCAUUGCCAGGAUCCAUAUGUAGCAGCGGCUUCUUGUUUCCCGGGUGGCCCUGGAAUAAGAGAUUGUCAUGGACGACACCUUUCACCGGCCCGAGCACA
Molecule: messenger RNA, 3613 nt
Organism: Anarrhichthys ocellatus (wolf-eel)
Lineage: Eukaryota; Metazoa; Chordata; Actinopteri; Perciformes; Anarhichadidae
Gene: polr1e
Product: RNA polymerase I subunit E
Exons: 11
Coding region: 26-1315 (429 amino acids)
Biological process (GO): DNA-templated transcription
Molecular function (GO): DNA binding
Source: RefSeq, a predicted model, not a curated record